Paramecium sonneborni is the source of this 1170-nucleotide messenger RNA. The record is from the annotation of a GenBank genome assembly. NCBI's taxonomy places the organism in Eukaryota, Ciliophora, Oligohymenophorea, Peniculida, Parameciidae.
AUGUCAUUAGGAAAUCAGGCAUUUGUUACUUCUCUAGAAUAUAUAACACAACAAUAAUAGUUAACAAAAUAGAUGUUAAAAUCAGAAGUGGUAUCUAAAACCCCAGAAAUCCUUGAUAAAUGUGAUCAAUUCAAUACACAUAACAUUCCAAGAGUAUAUCAUAUAAAGAUAGCUAUUAGAUUAAUUGUUUCAAUCAUUAAGGUUAUACCUAUACAAACUUUUGUUAACUUGAAUCUUGCUGUUUUCCAUUAUGUCCAGAAUGCCUACCAGAUCAUGUUCAGGAACAUUUCGAAUCUCAGUCUAAACCAAAAUUAGAUAGUUUAGAAAAUGUAUUAAAUAAAGUAUUAAUAACAGUACAUAAUGAAGGUAAAAUAAAAUAAUAUAAAUAAGCAAAUAAAUUAGCAACUCACUUUUUGAAUAUUCAAAAUUCAGUUAAAAUGGCUGAUCAAAUGAAUUAUUAAUGCAUACGAUUGUUAAAUGAGAAAAAAGAAAGGAUUAUUAAUAUUAUUGAUUAAUAUUUCAAUUCAUUGCUUAAUGAAGUCAAAGGAAAACAUUAAAAAAAUAUUGACAAUUAUUAAAGAGAUGCUACAUUUUUUGAAUAAGUAAUUCGAGAUAGAUGGAAAUCCCAUAUUGAAUUAUAUGAAAAUUUAAAGAAUUAGGAUUGCAUGAGACCACUUAUAAAAUUUUUGAAAUCAUAAACUCUAUAAGAAAAUGAAUAAUAUUUUGUUUAAGCAUCAGAAUUUACAUAACGUUAUGCUCACUAUUAAACAAAAAUUAAUUUUGAUUCUGAAAAAUCGUACAAAGUUUAUAAUUUAAAAUAGUGCUUAAUUAGGGGGAUUUAUCUCUGAGUUUCUUAAAGUAAUUAAUUAUGAUUUACCAGAAUAUUUAAAUAUUCAUAAAUUGGCACCUCCAGAAAUAGGUACAUAGAAACAAAAUAUGGGAUCAGUCAAUAAUAGUAAAGCAUCAAUAAGAUAAUCUGAGCAGAAAAUUUAAUAAAGUUAAAUAAAAAGUGGAGAAGAAAUUUCAAAGUAAGCAUAAUUAAUGAAUUUAUCAUCUAAUCCAAAUAAUUCUAUCUAAUAAAGUUAACAACUAUUAGGAUCUCAAAGAUAGAUGAGAAAUAUUUAUGGAGAAUAUCAAAGUUAAAAUAAUUUUGGAUCUAGAAAAUAUUGA